Molecule: messenger RNA, 1314 nt
Organism: Pollicipes pollicipes
Lineage: Eukaryota; Metazoa; Arthropoda; Thecostraca; Pollicipedomorpha; Pollicipedidae
Product: lipase 3
Exons: 10
Coding region: 31-1314 (427 amino acids)
Biological process (GO): lipid metabolic process
Molecular function (GO): hydrolase activity, acting on ester bonds
Source: RefSeq, a predicted model, not a curated record
GUACCAGGGUCUGGAAGCCAAACCCGUGCGAUGAACGCGCUCGCUUGCCUGCUCGCUGCAUUGCUGCUCAGCGUCGACCAUGGCGAGACCAAAGCACACGACAUUUUUCAAACCGUGCCGGAGUUGAUACAAGACAAGGGAUACCCGGUGGAGGUCCACCAUGUGGAGACGGCUGACGGUUACGUGUUGGAACUGCACCGGAUACCACAGACGGCCGGCCGCCGCAGGCCCGGCUCGGCAGUGCUGCUCAUGCAUGGCCUUCAGGACAGCUCGGCCGCCUGGGUGAUCAACCCGCGACGCUCGCUAGGAUUCAUGCUCGCAGAUCAAGGUUACGAUGUAUGGCUGGGCAACAACAGAGGCAACAGGUACUCCCGCAAGCACGUGCGGCUCAGCCCGGACAGCCGUCAGUUCUGGCAGUUCACGGCAGACGAUUAUGCGCGAUAUGAUAACCCAGCUAUAAUCGACUACAUACUACACGUCACUGGCUACGAGGACUUGUUUUACAUCGGAUUUUCUUCCAGUACAUGGUCGUUCUGGGCGAUGAUGAACCACGACCCGUCGUACAACAGCAAGGUGCGUCUGAUGGUGGCACUGGGGCCGGUGGCCACCAUGAAGUACUGGAGGAGCAUCGCUCGGCUGGCCGUGCCCUUCAGCGGCGCCCUCGUUCACACGGCAGAUAAGCUGGGCAUUUACGAGUCGUUGCCAUACAAUACAUUAUACGGCAACCUUGGGAAGGUGUUCUGCAGCAAGCACUCGCCGACGGUUCUUCUGUGUGCCCUGGGGAUUUUUCUACUGGCUGGCUGGGACCCCAAACAGCUGGACAAGGCCAGUUUACCGCAGAUUUUCGCACAUGUACCGGCUGGUGUUGGCACCAGAGUGGAGCAACAGUUCGCCCAACACAUCAGCUCCGGCCGAUUCCAGCGUUUUGAUUACGGUAAAAAGAGAAAUUUAGCUAUAUACGGACAACGAAAGCCGCCAUUGUAUUUCCCGGAACUGGUCACCGUACCAGUGGUACUCAUGUGGGGGAAAAACGACAAAAUGGCCGACAAACGGGACGUGGCGGCGUUGGCCGCACGACUACCAAACCUAGUCUCCAGUCGCCCAGUGGCGUGGCCGCUCUGGCAGCACCUGGACUUCCUGUGGGGGAUCGACGCCCAUCGUCUAGUGUACCAACGCAUUCUCCAACGCCUGCAUCAGUUCAGCUCCCGCGCUCCUCGGGAGUACAUCGGCCGCAGCAGCGUCGUCUACAGCGGAGACGGGAACGACAUUAGCGCCACCUACCCCAGCGACGACGCGGCAAACCCCUGCUUCUGA